UAGGGCAUUCUAGACUUGGGAAAACCUUUGCACUGUUUCAUUUUACCAUAGCUCUUUUACACAAGCAGCAAUACAUUUGAACAGUGAAUUAGUCUUUUCAGCACAUUUUAGAGCAAUAAAUUGUGUAGUAGCAGUUUUCAUCACAGCUCUUUUAUCACUCUGAGAGAAAAGGCAGAACUAAAGGUCAGCACUAGUAUAUAUUUAUAUAUAUGUGUGUGUGUGUGUGUGUGUGUGUGUGUGUGCGCGCGCGCUUCAGCUUUCCAGAAUGUUGCUGCAUAUCAUCCUCAGAACUUUGCAGGUUUGUAAGAUUAAAUAAAUUUACAUCAUGUGUGGUUAAUUUGGAUUUAUUUUUCCCAGUGUAUUUAAAGAUCUGUGUGUUCUGAUAAGGGAAUUGCAGUGCAAAGCAGAUUUAGUUUCUUAUUUUUUACUGGAGCAUCAACCGACUGGAGCGUAAAUUUCAGGCUUGUAAAAAACCUUUAUCUCUCUCUUCAGUCAAUAUGAAUAUUUUCUAAAUUAAUUAGUUGUUUUGCUUAUAAAAUAGCGGGAAAAAACUGAGAAAUGUUGCAGAUGAUGGACUUUGAUGUCCUGUCCUGAACCAGCAAUUCAAAGCGACCAAAUAUUCAGAUUAAUAUCAGAGGAAGACAAACAGAAAACACUUGUCAAGCUGGAAAUUUGGACUGUAAAGUAUAUUUUUUAGAUAAUUGUCGACUGUUUUCUUAUUAACGACUCAGCUCCUAUAAGUAUACAGCAUAAUGUACAUAUACUCUGUAGAUGUUUGAUAUACUGUUUAUGAUAGAUUCCUAUUACCCAAUUAGAGCCUUUGCAAUCUGUGAUCAUUGCGGAACAAAAAGAAUAGAUUAGGUACAAUAACUGAAUGUUAGUUACAGCAGUUUAUGAUGAUCCCUGUUACCCAACUGGAGUUAUGUAACCUGUCAGGAUGGUGUUUUAUUACUAUGCUUAAUUUGUUUUAUUUGAUUCCAGAGUCCAAAAUGUUUCCGGUCUUGUUUGCUGUCAUGAUAAAUAUAAGUAGAAAAAAAAUAUUUAAGAAGGAAUGAAAGCAAGAGUUGAAUGUCAGUUAAUAUAGACCAUGAUAAUUUCUGUUACCCAAUUAGAGUUGAUGUAAUCUGUCAUUAUUGUGUUUCAUUAUUAUGCUUGAUUUGUUUUAUUUGAUUCCAUAGUUCAAAAUCUUUCCUGUCUUAUCAAUCUGAGUAAAAAAAAAAAAAAGUAAAGGAAAUAAAAGCGAUCAUAAAAUGUCAGUGACAGUUGAGGAUGCGCGCAAUCUUUCCAUCCUGUGCCAACGUGAUGACGACAUACGUGGAACCGGAGCCACGUGACUCCUUCACCUGUGCCCAACCUGUUUAUCUCCGCUGCUCCACCGCGUCGCCGUUCAACGAGGAAUUGAAACUGUUUCCACUUAGAGUUUGCCAUUUUCGCUUGUUUUUCAGAGUAAACGACACCAUCUCUGACGGGUUUUUAGUGUUUUCUUGUCGCUUUGGCUCGACUUUUUUGCUCGCUGACUGUGGGGACUUUGACCUCGGUGAGGCACCUGUCUCAAACAAGGAAGUGUAGCCUGUUGAGUCGGAUGAUGUCGACGGGCCGUUUGUAAAUGACAUUAAAUGGACACUUUGCUUUCUUCUGAAAGGUGUUUUUUAUUCCCAAUGUUUUCCCCGUAACGUUACUUUGUGGACUGUUUGUGCACAGCGUCGUUUUCACGGGAUAAAACUGCUUCCUCUUUCCACUUUACAAGAUGAGCAUUUCUCUCGAAGACAUGGAUUCAUCAGCCGACAAUAAUUCCAUUGUGCACCUGGCUGCACCAAUUCUCCCAGACAAGUCAGACAUCUCCAAUAUGACCAUUAUCCAGACAAGCAACGGGUCCAUCAUUGAGGAUCAGAUCUUUUUAAACACGACGGCUGCUCAGGCCCUCUCGGGGAUAUUUGUCUGGUCUGCCUUGCUCAUAACAUGCCACCAGAUCUAUACACACCUUCGAUCCUACACCGUCCCUAAUGAGCAGCGCUACAUCAUCCGCAUCCUGUUUAUUGUGCCAGUUUAUGCCUUUGAUUCUUGGCUCAGCCUCCUCUUCAUCAGCAACAACCAGUAUUACGUCUAUUUUGAUUCUGUUCGGGACUGCUACGAAGCUUUUGUCAUUUACAAUUUCCUGAGCCUGUCCUUUGAGUAUCUGGGAGGAGAGAGUGCAAUCAUGUCAGAGAUCCGAGGGAAGCCCAUCCAGUCAAGUUGCCUCUAUGGUACGUGCUGCCUCGUCGGAAUGAGCUACUCCAUCGGCUUUUUAAGAUUCUGCAAACAGGCGACUCUCCAGUUCUGCGUUGUCAAACCCAUCAUGGCAGCCAUCACCAUCAUCCUGCAGGCCUUUGGCAAAUAUCAUGAUGGAGAUUUUAACGUGAAUGGAGGAUACCUGUACAUCACAAUCAUCUACAACUUCUCCGUCAGCCUGGCCCUCUACGCUCUUUUCCUCUUCUUCUUCGCAACAAGUGACCUGCUCAGGCCGUACGAACCGGUGCUCAAAUUCCUCACAAUUAAAUCUGUCAUCUUCCUGUCCUUCUGGCAAGGAAUGGUCCUCGCCAUCCUGGAACGCUGCGGUGUCAUUCCCAAUGCGCUUUUCAUCGACGGACAGGAGGUCGGCGCCGGCACCGUGGCAGCAGGCUGGCAGAACUUCAUCAUCUGCAUUGAAAUGUUCUUCGCUGCCAUUGCUCUCCGAUAUGCCUUCACCUGCACCGUCUACCAGGAGAAGAAAAACGACGUGCCAGAGAACAUCCCCCCAAUGCAGAGCAUCUCCAGCGGUCUGAAGGAAACCAUAAACCCAGGAGACAUGGUACAGGACGCCAUCCACAACUUCUCCCCGGCCUAUCAGCAGUACACCCAGCAAUCCACACAGGACGUGACCCACCCCGGCGCAAACGGAAAGGUAGCCACAGGCAACAAGAGCUCCCGCAAGUCCGACAAAAUCAUGCUGAUUCCAUCUGAUGACGAGUUCUAGGCAUAUUUCCAGCAAGAUCCAGGUGUUUGUGCCCCCGCCACCUCCAUCUCUGUCCCCUCGGGUGAGCCAGCUGUAUUGCCUGUCGCACAGAGCUGGAUUAAACCCAGGUGUUUAAUUUUCAUGAUCCCAGUAUUUAUAAAGGACUGCUUACAUCUGCCCUACUUUAAAGAUAAUUUAAACGGCAAGAAGAGGAUGAAAUAUAAUGCUGUUAAAAUCAAUAACCAGAGAACUGAUCUGUCUCCAUCUUGGGAUUAAUAACCACGGGACAAUGGCGCGUCAUCUUCGCCGUAUCAGAAGUUGAGAGCUGUGCAUUUUCUCUAAAUCAAGCUGCUGGAUGUGGAGCUGAGCCCCUGAUGCUGAUUCCGUCAUUCUGUCCCUGCUUGCUCUCUGGCCAUGUGAAGUGCGCUCUCUCUGAUUCAUGUCAGUUUCAAAGAGGAGAUGAUUAAUACGUGACUCCAGGUGGGAAGCAGGGAAGCCAGCAAUGGCUGAGAAUGGCACUUCAUGGACCGUUUCUCGCGUCUCCUCGUUUGAAGUAUUUGCUGAGCAUUCCUGUGCAUGAUUUCCUGACAAAUGGAAGGAUUCGUUCAAAGACACAUUAGUUUUGGAGCAGGCACUUCAAACUGCAGACUGCGCUUCACAAUCCUUUGUAUCUACCAUAGCAGAGACAAAUUGGAUUAGCCCGUCUCCAACAAAGUCUGAGCUAUAUUAUUCACGUUAAUUUUCUCAGCAUGCAAAAGAGCGUAAUUCACUGCAACUAGACGGCUGUUUAACAGAUGCUAACAAGUCUCUUUUUGCAGCUCCUGCAUCAUUGUAAAUGCUUCCAGCAAGGCUUCUUGUGAUUGACAGGUUCACACUACUGUUCAGAAUAGAAUUCAAUCUUCCAGAGAUUAUGAUGUGCAAAACUUUAUUAGUGCACAUUAUGGCGUUUAAUAUGUUUCGUUUGUGUAAAAUAAUGUGUUUGGAUUAUGAAUUGGAAAGAUCUUGAUGUAUUUGUUGUGUGUAGAUCAGGUGUAGAUAGAUCAAACAGAAAUGUGGCGAGCAGAAGAGAAACUCAAAGAAGUCUUGAUUCUUACAAGAGACUUUUAGUAGUUUUUCUCCUCUUUUCAUCUAUCUCUGUCAAUGGACGAUGUGACUUUUUAAGCAGAGUAGUUAUUUGAAACCAAUUUUUGUAUCUCCUAGUUUUUUAUCCUCUUGUGCCAAUGAAAGCUGUGUGGGAAAGCAGAAAUGAAUUUACAGCUAGGUACAAAAUUACUUCAGAUUGUUUUGUCUCGUGCGUCUUUGUCUUGUCUGGCAUGAAAAUAAAAUAAUUGUUUUGCCUCUGUAA
Acanthochromis polyacanthus (spiny chromis) is the source of this 4316-nucleotide messenger RNA. RefSeq names its product transmembrane protein 184a (gene tmem184a). The transcript is spliced from 9 exons. Gene Ontology annotation, cellular component: early endosome membrane. The record is from RefSeq and is a predicted model, not a curated record. NCBI's taxonomy places the organism in Eukaryota, Metazoa, Chordata, Actinopteri, Pomacentridae. Gene Ontology annotation, biological process: transport. Bases 1748 to 2992 code for a protein of 414 amino acids. Gene Ontology annotation, molecular function: transporter activity.